Molecule: messenger RNA, 2733 nt
Organism: Lachancea nothofagi CBS 11611
Lineage: Eukaryota; Fungi; Ascomycota; Saccharomycetes; Saccharomycetales; Saccharomycetaceae
Source: the annotation of a GenBank genome assembly
AUGAAGUCAGAUUUCAAGUUUUCUAAUCUACUGGGUACGGUUUACCGCCAGGGAAAUAUAAUCUUCUCACAAGACGGUACACAGCUAAUUUCUCCUGUUGGAAAUAGAGUGUCAGUCUUCGACCUGGUAAACAGUCGUUCUUUCACGUUCGAGUAUGAGCAUCGCAAGAACGUAAGAUGCGUGGCUUUGAAUCCUCAAGGUACCCUUCUGCUAUCUGUCGACGAGGAUGGUAGAGCAAUACUCGUAAAUUUCCGAGCCAAAACAGUGCUACAUCAUUUCAACUUCAAAGAACCCGUAAGUGCCCUCCAAUUUUCGCCAGACGGCUCUCUGUUCGCUCUUGCCUGUGGUCGAUUUGUACAAAUUUGGAAGACUCCCGAUGUUGCCGAAGACCGGCAGUUUGCGCCGUUUGUGCGUUACAGAGUCCAUGCAGGCCAUUUUUCCUCGAUUUUAUCCCUAACAUGGUCGCGAGACUCGCGCUUCCUACUAUCUGCGUCAAAGGAUCUCACGGCACGUAUCUGGUCUUUGGAUUCAGACGAAAAAAACCUAGCAGCAACCACGUUUGCCGGUCAUAGGGACUACGUUAUGGCAGCCUUCUUCUCUGCUGAUCAAGAACGCAUCUAUACCGUCAGUAAAGAUGGAGCCGUAUUUCAAUGGGAAUAUACUUCGAGGGAGGAGCCUGAUGGAGAUCAGGAACCAGAUCCAGCUUCCUACAGUUGGCGUAUAACUAAAAAAAGUUACUUCUAUGCGUCGCAGGCUAAAGUCAAGUGUGUAACCUUUCACGCAAAUUCAAACAUGUUAGUUGUUGGAUUCACCAAUGGAGAAUUCAGACUCUACGAACUACCAGAGUUUACUCUGAUCCAACAGCUCAGCAUGGGCCAAAAUGCAGUCAAUGCAGUCUCAGUAAACCAGACGGGCGAAUGGUUGGCAUUUGGCUCCAGUAAACUUGGCCAACUCCUGGUCUACGAAUGGCAGUCUGAAUCCUACAUACUGAAACAGCAAGGUCACUUCGAUGCUACGAACGCGCUCACUUAUUCUCCAGAUGGGUCUCGUGUUGUUACAGCUUCUGAUGACGGUAAGAUAAAGAUAUGGGAUGUAGUCUCUGGGUUUUGUCUUGUAACAUUUCAAGAGCACACAGCAGCUGUCUCUGGUUUGGCUUUUGCGAAAAGAGGACAAGUAUUGUUCUCGUCGUCGUUGGAUGGCACUGUGAGAGCCUGGGACCUUAUUCGUUACCGUAAUUUUAGGACAUUCACUGCCGCUGAGAGGAUUCAGUUCAACUGCUUAGCCGCAGAUCCUUCGGGCGAAGUCGUCUGUGCUGGCUCUGUUGAUAGUUUUGCUAUUCAUGUUUGGUCUGUUCAAACGGGCCAGCUGGUAGAAACUCUAGACGGCCAUGAAGGACCAGUAUCGUGCCUCUCAUUCAGUAAUGAAAACAGUGUUUUAGCCUCAGCCUCUUGGGACAAAACGAUCAGAAUCUGGUCGAUCUUUGGUAGAUCCCAGCAAGUGGAGCCCCUAGAGGUUUACGCUGACGUCUUAUCGAUUUCCAUGAGGCCCGAUGGUGGCGAGGUAGCUGCAGCAACACUUGAUGGACAGAUUCUCUUUUUUGAUGUGCACGAGGGUAAGCAGGUGAAUGCUAUUGAUGGUAAAAAGGAUAUUAUCACAGGUAGGCAUUUAGAGGACAGGUUCACCUCGAAAAACUCAGCAAGGUCGAAGUACUUUACCAGUAUUGAUUACAGCUUUGAUGGUCUUUCCUUAGUAGCUGGUGGUAACAACAAUUCCAUAUGCCUUUAUGAUAUCUCCAACAGUGUUCUUCUCAAGAGGUUCAUUGUUUCAAGAAACAUGUCUCUUAACGGUACUCUACAAUUCUUGAAUAGCAAAAGAAUGACUGAGGCUGGGUCCUUGGACUUGAUUGAUCGCGACGGUGAGAAUUCCGAUCUAGAAGACCGCAUAGACAAUACGCUACCGGGUUCAAAUAGAGGUGGUGACCUAUCGACAAGGAGAGUAAGACCUGAAGUCAGAGUCACUGGUAUAAAAUUCUCUCCCACGUCAAGUGCGUUCGCUGCCUCUUCUACAGAAGGAAUUCUAGUAUACUCAGUUGACGAAACCCUUCUUUUCGAUCCAUUUGAUUUAGACGUUGACACAACCCCUCAGGCUGUAUCUGAAGCGCUUCAAGAGAGAGAAUUCUUAUAUGCUUUGGUUAUGGCCUUUAGACUCAACGAAGAGUAUUUGAUCAAACGCACCUACGAAUCAGUACCGCUGAAGGACAUUGGUUUAGUCAGCAGUGGACUACCGGUUGUGUAUCUUGCUCGCAUGCUCAAGUUCAUCGGAGACUUUUCAAUGGAAUCGCAGCACCUCGAAUUCAACUUGAUAUGGGUAAAAGCUUUGCUAUCUGCCCAUGGUCGCUACAUUUCGUCUCAUAAACAAGAUUUCGGCUCUUCACUGCGUGCUGUACAACGUUUUAUUGGUCGUAUCGCUAAAGAUGUGGUAUCUGCAUCCAAAGACAACAAGUACGCAUACUUUUUCCUAACAUCUACGGACGGCUCAACCAAAAAUCAAGAGUCGGACGAAGAUGAGACUGCAAGUAUCGAAUUUUCUAAUGGCGCAGCUGAAGAUGAUGAAUCGGAUGAUGAAAUUAUGCAAGAUGCGUCGGACGAUGAAGGGUGGGUUGGAUUUUCUGAUUCCAAGAACAAGUCACUUCCAUUCGAAAAAGACCAAGAAUCAGACGAGGAACUCAUUUAA